This is a messenger RNA of Alternaria ethzedia, 258 nucleotides long. RefSeq lists its product as uncharacterized. NCBI's taxonomy places the organism in Eukaryota, Fungi, Ascomycota, Dothideomycetes, Pleosporales, Pleosporaceae. The transcript has 2 exons. The record is from RefSeq and is a predicted model, not a curated record. Bases 1 to 258 code for a protein of 85 amino acids.
AUGCAGUUCUCCAUCAUCUCCAUCGUCGCUGCGCUCGCCGCCACCACAACUGCCACAUACGUUCCCAUGAACGGAACUGCCACAGCUUCCGCUUACUACCCUACCGGCACCGGCGCUGCUCAACCUACUGGAGCCAGCCCAACCUCAACUCUCCCCUUCACUGGUGGAGCCUCAAACCUCGGCGGCUCAGCCCUUGGACUCAUCGUUGCUGGCGGUGUUGCUCUCAACCACAUCCUGACGAGAUACCAGAUGCUCUAG